UCAGCCAUGAUAAUGGAUGUAUGAAGAAUAGAAUCACUCAAGGUGUUGAUAUCAACCAGUGGGAAACACAAUACACAUCAAAUAGGAAGGGAGAAGAAAACGAAAGCGGUGAAAAUGGUCGGCCCUUGUUGCACCAUGCCCAUGGCCAAUGCCAUGUUGAAACGGAAGCGGCGCUUUCAGAGAAGAAAGGUUGUAGACGCAGAAAGAUGACAAUAAUGGUGCUAUGGCUGUUGCGGCUGAUGUCCUUGUUGAUGCUGCUGUACAUGUUUGUGUGCCUGUUGUCGCUGUUGACGGCAUCAUUCCGGUUGCUCUGUGGUAAACUUACAGGAAGUGUGUUCUCAAACUCCUCCCUGCUCCAGAACCCUGUUACGGGACUGAUGAUAGGUAUCCUAGCAACAGUUUUAGUGCAGAGCUCCUCUACAUCAACAUCCAUUGUAGUUUCCAUGGUUGCAUCAGGAGUUAUUACAGUACAGAAUGCCAUACCUAUUGUCAUGGGUGCAAACAUCGGCACCAGCGUCACCAACACCAUUGUGUCAAUGGUGUCUUUGAAAGACAGACAGCAAUUCGAGAGAGCAUUUGCUGGCGCCACUGUCCACGACGUGUUCAACUGGUUGACUGUCAUUGUCUUGCUGCCGGUGGAAAUUGUAACAGGUUAUCUCUACCAGCUGACUCGCAGUAUCAUCAACUCCAGUGACCUUCACACCUACAAGGCAGGGAAGAAGGACAUGCUCAAAGUCAUCACUUUCGACCUCUCACAGACCUCAUUGUCCAGGUUAUCUCUACCAUCUGACUCGAAAAGUAUCAUCAACUCCAGUGACCUUCACACCUACAAGGCAGGGAAGAAGGACAUGCUCAAAGUCAUCACUCGACCUCUCACAGACCUCAUUGUGCAGGUAGACAAGAAAGUAAUACUGAAAAUAGCAGAGGGGCGCACAGAAUAUAAGAGUAAGAGAUUGUUGAAGGUGUUCUGCAGAUUCAGUGAAGUGUCAUCAGCUGUGAAUGUCUCCCACGACAACGGAACAGUCACAGAACUUCAAAACACACAAGAGGUUGGAAUGGAGAAAUGUUCAGCCCUCUUCAGUCAUCUUGGCCUUUCUGACACACAAUCAGGAAUAUUACUCCUGGUUGUCUCCCUUGUGCUACUCUGUGGAUGCCUUGUUGCCAUGGUGAAACUACUGAACUCUGUUAUGAAGAACCAUGUUGCAACAGCAAUAAAGAAAAUGGUGAAUGCUGACUUUCCUGGGAGAAGUUCCUUCUUGACUGGCUACCUCGCCAUCUUAGUCGGCGCUGGUCUCACCGUUGUCGUCCAAAGCAGUUCUGUCUUCACGUCAACACUUACUCCUCUGGUAGGCAUCGGUGCCCUCGACCUAGAACGUAUGUAUCCUCUGACUUUAGGAUCCAACAUUGGUACCACUGCCACUGCCAUUUUGGCAGCGCUGGCAUCCCCGUCGGAAAGACUUUCGACAGCUCUUCAGAUAGCGCUGUGUCAUUUUUUCUUCAAUAUCUCAGGAAUUUUGAUAUUUUAUCCCAUUCCCAUACUAAGAAGGGUUCCUUUGAAGUUGGCCCGUUUUCUGGGUAAGACGACAGCGAAGUAUCGAUGGUUUGCUCUAUUUUAUCUUUGUUUGAUGUUUGUCCUUCUACCUCUAUGUGUAUUCGGGUUGUCCUUCGCUGGAUCAACCGUCAUCAUCUCUGUUACGUCAGUAGCAGGUCUUGUAACCAUAUUCAUCAUCAUUAUAAAUAUCUUACAAGACAAACAUCCAAAAGUAUUGCCAAAAAGUAUGCAGACUUGGGACUUCCUUCCCAAACCCCUGCGCUCAUUACAACCAUAUGAUGAUAUUAUCCAGACAACUGGUUAUGCAAUUACAAAGUGUUGUAAGUGCUGUGUUCCUUGUGCUAAAACAGAGUCGGAAGCUGCAGAGUCAUUUGACCUGACCUUGACCUCAGGGUCAAGUUCACCUGACAGCAGUUGGUCAUCCACUUCCUCUUCUGACAGCACAGACUCUGCAGCAUCUGUGACAUCAUCUACACCAUUGAUGGUGUAG
Molecule: messenger RNA, 2042 nt
Organism: Haliotis rubra (blacklip abalone)
Lineage: Eukaryota; Metazoa; Mollusca; Gastropoda; Lepetellida; Haliotidae
Product: sodium-dependent phosphate transport protein 2A-like
Exons: 10
Coding region: 21-2042 (673 amino acids)
Biological process (GO): sodium-dependent phosphate transport
Cellular component (GO): membrane
Molecular function (GO): sodium:phosphate symporter activity
Source: RefSeq, a predicted model, not a curated record